Molecule: messenger RNA, 4682 nt
Organism: Mus caroli (Ryukyu mouse)
Lineage: Eukaryota; Metazoa; Chordata; Mammalia; Rodentia; Muridae
Gene: Cnot6
Product: CCR4-NOT transcription complex subunit 6
Molecular function (GO): protein binding; poly(A)-specific ribonuclease activity
Source: RefSeq, a predicted model, not a curated record
CGGCCGCCGCCAUGAUGCUUGUUUGCUUUCAAUGAAAACGAGGGGGGCGCGGAAGAGGAGGCGUCGGCGUCGGUGGCGGCGGCGUCGACGGCGCGGAGGCGAAGGCGGCGGCCGGCGCGGCGAGGAGGGCGAGGCCGGGGUCCGAGAGGGCGGCAGAGCGUAGCGGCGGCUCGUGGGGUCCGGGGCGGCCGAGGCGGGCGGCUGAGGAGCGGCGGCGGAGGAGGGGGAACAAAGAGCGGCGGCGGAGGCGGCUGAGGAGUGGCGGCGGCGGCGCUGCAGCAGCGGGCGGGACUGGUAUGGUGGUUCCACAGGGCAGACCCCGCUGCACUCAUCGGGAGGAGGCGGCGGCAGCGGCGGAGGAAGGCGGCGCAGCUCGAGAGGCAUGCCCAAAGAAAAGUACGAGCCCCCUGACCCUCGGAGGAUGUACACAAUUAUGUCCUCUGAGGAAGCAGCAAAUGGAAAGAAAUCACAUUGGGCAGAGCUUGAAAUAAGUGGAAAAGUAAGAAGCUUAAGCUCAUCUUUGUGGUCACUUACUCACUUGACAGCUUUGCAUCUGAGUGACAAUUCCCUGUCCUGUAUUCCUUCAGACAUUGCCAAGCUUCACAAUCUGGUAUAUCUGGACCUGUCCCAUAAUCAAAUCCAGAGUUUACCGGCAGAACUCGGAAACAUGGUAUCACUCAGGGAGCUCCAUUUAAAUUACAACCAGUUACGAGUUCUACCUUUUGAGCUGGGAAAACUGUUUCAGUUGCAGACUUUAAGCCUGAAAGGAAAUCCGCUUACCCAGGAUAUAUUGAACCUCUGUCUGGAGCCAGAUGGAACAAGAAGGCUACUGAACUACUUGCUCGAUAAUUUGUCAGUUUCAACAGAACAACCACCUCCAAGAUCUUGGAUCAUGUUACAAGAACCAGACAGAACAAGGCCAACAGCCUUGUUUUCUGUCAUGUGCUAUAAUGUUCUUUGUGAUAAAUAUGCGACCCGGCAGUUAUACGGCUACUGUCCAUCAUGGGCACUAAAUUGGGACUACAGGAAAAAGGCCAUUAUUCAAGAAAUUUUGAGCUGCAAUGCUGAUAUUAUAAGUCUUCAGGAAGUUGAAACAGAGCAGUAUUACAGUUUUUUUCUGGUAGAACUGAAAGAACGUGGCUAUAAUGGAUUCUUUAGUCCAAAGUCUCGAGCUCGGACUAUGUCUGAACAAGAACGGAAGCAUGUUGAUGGCUGUGCAAUAUUCUUCAAGACGGAAAAAUUCACUUUGGUUCAGAAACACACAGUUGAAUUUAAUCAGCUAGCAAUGGCGAAUUCAGAAGGGUCUGAAGCCAUGUUGAACAGAGUCAUGACAAAGGAUAACAUUGGAGUUGCAGUACUGCUAGAACUUCGAAAGGAAUUGAUUGAAAUGUCAUCUGGAAAACCACAUCUGGGAACAGAAAAACAACUUAUUCUCGUGGCUAAUGCUCAUAUGCAUUGGGACCCUGAGUACUCAGACGUGAAGUUGGUACAAACUAUGAUGUUCCUCUCAGAAGUGAAGAAUAUUAUUGAUAAAGCCUCUCGGAGCCUCAAGUCCAGCGUAUUGGGAGAAUGUGGAACUAUUCCUCUUGUGUUAUGUGCAGAUCUGAAUUCUUUGCCAGACUCUGGUGUUGUUGAGUAUCUGAGCACCGGUGGGGUGGAAACAAAUCAUAAAGACUUCAAGGAACUGAGGUACAAUGAAAGUCUCACAAACUUCAGCUGCAAUGGGAAGAAUGGGAUGACCAAUGGAAGGAUCACUCAUGGUUUCAAGUUAAAGAGUGCCUAUGAGAAUGGCCUGAUGCCUUACACCAAUUAUACAUUUGAUUUCAAGGGUAUAAUUGACUACAUCUUCUAUUCUAAACCUCAGCUGAAUACUUUAGCCAUCCUGGGACCUCUGGAUCACCAUUGGCUAGUCGAGAAUAACAUCAGCGGCUGCCCACAUCCACUUAUUCCCUCUGACCACUUCUCACUUUUUGCACAAUUGGAGCUCUUACUGCCUUUCCUGCCCCAAGUUAAUGGCAUUCACCUUCCUGGCAGGAGGUAGUCAUGUACUUUCAGAGGACCUCAGAUUUACUUGUAAACUCGUGAAAAUCUGAAUAUAGGGGAGUGAGGUAUGGCCACUAGGGAUUUUUCUCAAUGAUCAUUUGAAUUUUCAGUCUGGUUAUUUGAUAAAGGGUAUAGUAUGAAAGCCAGGUGCUAGCAACAGACAAAUUCUGAGCCCAGUGUACUUUAUAUACUGCUAGACAGGGACUGGUGUGUUUACACCUUUUAAUUUGUUACAAGUAAUUUUCCUGUUUCUUCUCUCCAAUGUGUUUUGUCAUGCCUUGAAAUAGGAAGAUGUGUGAGCAGUGUGCUGUUUGCACAGAAAUCCACAGCACUGUUUUCUGAGGCCAGUAGUAACAUCAGAGACCGUUCUUCCAGACUUUACUCCCUCUUUUUUCAGACUUGUUUGUAAAAUGUAGAAUUUGAAUUUAGCCUUUAUGAUUGUAUAUGAUCCACAGAAGACCUGAUUUAUGAAGUUUUGUACUAAAAAAAAAAAAAAGCAAAAUUGAAAACAGUUGUAUUGUAAACUAAGGCUAAUUUUUUUUAACCUGUGUCCUAUGUGUUCUGAAGGCCAGCUGGUAACAAAGUUGCAUCAGACUUUCUCUGCAGUGAUUUGCACUGUUGGGGUUUUGUUAGCCCUUUUGUACUACUUUAUUUUUAAAUUGAGAACAUUACUCUUUAAAUGUAAGUUUGCUUAGACCUUGGGAUAUUUUCUUGGACCAGAGGCAACUUAUGUAUGAAUUCCUGAAUUUCUAUGGAAACUUUCUACCAGGACAGAUAAGCUGAUCUGUAGGCAUUUAAUGGACUGAAGAUGACAGUUGACAUAUGUACAUUCUGGUAUUUUUAAGUCUUUAAGUUUUAUGUUAAAAAAAAUUACAGCUGCUUAGGUACAGCUUCUAAGUCCUUUCUGAGACAUUUUCUGUUCUGUCUCCACUGUGCCUGCCUAAAUUUGUUCUCACCGAGCACUGCCUGUGCAUGCAGAGAAAAUCUGUGCAUCUUUUAUAUUUUUAAAAAACUAACAUUUGUGAGAAUUUUAUGGAAAUGCUUUUGUAUGAGCUGUGGCUUUUCCUCGUUGUGAAGCGUUGGAUAGCACAUUCUGGAACAUGCUCACGGGUCCUGGGCUUGCUCGCCAGGCCCAAGCACUGCUUCUUGGUGUCCUUGCACCCAGAGUGCCACUAUCAUGUGUCUUUCUUAUUCUCUUAAUGUUUUUAAAAAAUCAUUCCUUUUUUUUUUUAAAGAAGAGUAAUUUUCUGUUUAUGAAGCAGUAUAAAUUAGAUGCAUUUUCAAAACAGUUUCCCUAAGACAAUUGUUUGGAUCAUUUUUAAAGUGACUAAGGAAUUUUAGUAUGUCAACCAAGAUAAAAGUUAUACUGUACCCUAUAUUUUGCCCAUAGUGCCAUUAGUAGAUUAGAGAUUAAAGUCACCUUUAACUUUACAAAGUUAACUUGUAUAUGUUCUGUUCUCAGUCGUUAGUUCUCUCAAAAUCAAAUGAAUUCAGAGGGAACUUGUCUGGCUGCUUUUGUUUCAACUGCAGGCAGUGGAGCAGAAGGACGCCGUGUGGCACUAAGUGAACUGUUGAGUGUUAACAGUUUUAUACAGAGACUGAGCCAUUUUGGAUGACUCAAAAUUUUAUGAGAAGACAUUUAAUUGCUUAUGCUGUUUUUAAGAGGAAAUAAAAUUACAUACUGUUUAAAUAAAUGAAUUUUUUCUUUUUAAGAAAUUCUCUAAAGGUCUUGAUAUCUUGGACCUUGUUUUUCCUUUAAGGUUUUUUGUUUUGUUUGUUUAAUCGUAAUUGUAAUGUUGGGUUUGUUUGUUGUGGAUUUUUACUUUGUUUAAGUUGUGCUGGCACCAAACACGUCCAGUUUGUAAUCAACAGGUUGGUGUAGAACCAGUACAUAACUUCCAAUGGCUUUUUGUCCUGUCUUGCCCCCACCCCCACCCGUCUCUGUCUCUGUAAAGUGUGAAUAUGAGAUGUAUUGACUCGAUUUUCUUAAACACUGUGUUGGUAGUGUGCAUCAUGACAAUUUCCAGGGAAGGUGGGCUGAUGGGACUGAGGACCCACUUUUCCUGUGACGUUUCCUGCUAAGAGCAGCACAGGUCCGGAGAGUGUGGUGCCGGGAGAGGGGAGGAGCACUUACUCAUCUCUGCAUUUGUUAGUGGAUGAUGUAUUCCUUUCAUGGAUGCUGGAACUAGAGUGCACUUGUUAGAUGCUAAAGGUUUGAGCUUUACACAAAACAUUUCAUCUGUAUUUGUUACUGUCUACAAUAUAUUUGAAUUUGGGGGCAGCAUAGUAAGAUAUAAUUGCCUGUUAUGUCUUGAAAGUACUUGUUUUGCCUCUUUUAGGCAUACUGCAUUCUGUGGGUCAGUUUGAACAUCUCCACCUUGUUUAGAUAGUGAUAAGUUGAACAGAGAGUGUAGAUUUACAAGUAUAAUCUUCAAAAGAAAAAUAUUUUGAAUCUAUCAAGAAAUGUUCACACCAAAAUAGACUGAUACUUUGUUAAGCAAGGUUUUAUGUUUUAAAUGCUUUGUGUCCAAAAUAAUUUCCAAGAAACUAUACUUAAAAUGCAUAAAACUAGUCAGUUUUCAUAAUGUAGAUUAUUUUUGAAAAAUUCUGUAAUAAAUAUAUGUAAUGUUUUGCUAUAA